Phytophthora sojae is the source of this 204-nucleotide messenger RNA. RefSeq lists its product as hypothetical. The transcript has a single exon. The record is from RefSeq and is a predicted model, not a curated record. The annotation marks the transcript as partial. NCBI's taxonomy places the organism in Eukaryota, Oomycota, Peronosporomycetes, Peronosporales, Peronosporaceae.
CCGCGGUCAAAGAUCCACUGCGCUGCUAGCCGCUCGUCUCCGUUGGCGUGCUGGGCACCUCCUCGGCGAAAGGAGUGCGAGGUCAGGUUGCUCGUGGCACCGGCGGGUUCAGCCACCCGCUUCAAAAAGCGGUUGACAUACGCUUGGACUCCGUCCUCACCGCGGCCGAGGCUGCUCCUCGCGGGACAUGAAGCUGUGAGCUGA